Messenger RNA from Arabidopsis arenosa, 1787 nucleotides. The record is from the annotation of a GenBank genome assembly. Lineage: Eukaryota; Viridiplantae; Streptophyta; Magnoliopsida; Brassicales; Brassicaceae.
AACCCAUUUCCCAUUACAUUCAUUUCAUUUCUUUGUUACUUUUCAUAAAGAAGAAAAAAUAUCUAGCUAGGCUUCAUUCUUGCAAGACUUAAUUACGUUGCAAAACCAAAAUGAUGCAAGGAAAGAAGAUUUACGCGGAUAAAAGUUCGUUUGGCCGAUCCGAUUUCCCUGAAGGCUUCUUGUUUGGGACAGCCUCAUCGGCUUACCAAUACGAAGGAGCUGUUAACGAUGCCUCUCGAGGGCUAAGUGUUUGGGAUACUUUUGUCCGCAAGCAUCCAGAAAGGAAUUGUUACUCUGAUGCGGACCAAGCUGUGGAGUUUUAUCACCAUUACAAGGAAGAUAUUCAAAGAAUGAAAGAUAUCAAUAUGGAUUCAUUCAGAUUCUCAAUCUCAUGGCCUCGGAUUCUUCCUCAUGGAAAGAAAAUUAAAGGAGUGAACAAGGAGGGAAUCAAAUUCUAUAACGACCUCAUCGAUGAACUCCUAGCUAAUGGAAUCACUCCUCUCGCGACUUUGUUCCAUUGGGACACUCCACAAGCCUUAGAAGAUGAAUACAAUGGUUUUCUAAGCGAAAAAGUUGUUGAUGAUUUCCGCGACUUCGCCACUAUAUGUUUUGAGGAAUUUGGCGACCGUGUUAAGUAUUGGGUGACACUAAAUGAGCCGUGGGUUUAUAGUAUUGGCGGGUAUGAUACCGGGAGAAAAGCUCCUGGUCGUGCCUCCAAAUACAUGAACGAAGCAGCUUUGGCUGGUGAAUCGGGUCGUGAGGUUUAUACUGUUAGUCACAAUCUACUCUUGGCUCAUGCCGAGGCUGUUGAAGUCUUCAGGAAUAACCCAAAGUGUAAAGAUGGGAAAAUUGGUAUUGCGCAUUGUCCGGUCUGGUUCGAACCUUAUGACUCGAACUGUCCUAAAGAUCAAGAAGCGGUCGAGCGUGCCAUGGAAUUUAUGUUUGGAUGGCACAUGGAUCCAACGGUCUAUGGAGAUUAUCCGGAAGUCAUGAAAAGGUCGAUUGGAAAAAGAUUACCGUCGUUUACUGCAGCGCAAUCUAAGAAGUUAAAAGGAUCUUUUGACUUUGUUGGAGCAAAUUAUUACAGUGCCUUUUACGUUAAAAAUGUUGUUGACGUUGAUCCUAAUAUUCCCGAUUGGAGAUCUGACGCACACAUCGAAUGGAAAAGACAAAACAAAGCAGGACAAACUUUGGGUCCUAGAGGUGGUUCAGAAUGGGACUUUUUAUACCCACAAGGGUUAAGAAAGUUUUUGGUUUAUGCCAAAAACAGAUACGGAAGCCCUAAAUUUAUGAUAACUGAAAAUGGACAUUGCGAUAUAGACUAUGAAAAAAAGGCAAAACUUUCAAACUUGAUGGAUCUGCAGAGGACAGAGUACCACAAAAAACAUCUCCAAAGCAUCCACCAAGCCAUCAAGGAGGAUGGUGUUCAAGUAGAAGGAUACUAUGCAUGGUCAUUGCUCGACAAUUGCGAAUGGAACGCUGGUUAUGGAGUUCGAUACGGACUGUUCUACGUAGACUACAACAACGGUCUAAAACGUUAUCCCAAAAUGUCUGCAAUGUGGUUCAAAGAGUUUUUGAAGAAAGAAGAGAUCGAGGAGUCAGAGAAGGAAGGGUCGUUGAAUUUUGUUGUUAACAAGAAGAGGAAGAGAUUCUUAACAUCAUCUGGUUCACUUUCCUGCUUUAUACCUAAGAUGUCUGAAUCCUCGAAAGCAUUAGAACUCCUUUUCUAAGACCAUUCGUUUAUUUGAUUUUUUGGUUUGUUUUGUGAAUGAAAAGUUUCGAAAAAU